UACCAGCGUGUACUUAAUUGAAGCCAAAGAUGAUGAUGCAGGAGUGUUAUACUACGCUCUGGAGUCGACUGUGAACACAUAUUUUAGGCUGGAGAAUAUGUACAAACCAAACAUCCUUGUCAACAAGAUUUUGGACUAUGAUGUCAUCCAGCAGGUGACAAUGACCUUAUAUGUGCAGGACACUCCACCAUCUGCCUUACCGAAUCAAACAACCUUUACUGCUACCACAUCAAUUUUAGUCAACAUAAAAGACAUUGACAACCGUCCACCCUGGUUCCAGCCAUGCACAAGGAUAACUCUUGGUACUGCCAAAAUCUGUCUGAGUCUUGGAUAUAAAGGCAGGGUCAACCUGACAGAAAAACAGGAUGGACCGUUGCAGUUGCUGCCUGGUCCAGUCUAUGCAAGGGAUGGUGACAAAAGUAGAAAUGAAGAGAUAAGUUAUAAAAUUGUCAAAGGAAAUGAAGACAGUAUAUUUCAAAUAGAUGAAACCACAGGAAACAUAACCAUGUUAAAGCCAGCAGACAUCCCAGGGCCAAUAUCCCUCACAGUUUUGGCUUCCCAGGUUUCAAACCGAGACCAGUUUGCCUCUACAUCAGUCAACAUAGAGGUAAUGAAAAAGAGCAGAAACCCUCCAAAAUUUGACAGGGAGAGGUAUGAAGCAUAUGUAUAUAGCAACUCUGGCCCUGAGAACAUGGUGCUUAGAGACAGGACCUCAAACAGACCUUUUAGAGUCCGAGCCCGAGAUGACGACUUUGCAAAUGGAAUAAAUCCUGACAUAAGAUACGAAGUUCAGUACAGCAGUUAUGUCAACAUAACCACAGAUGGAUUUGUGCUUCUGAAAAAACCUGUUCGGACAGAAUCAUUUGCUUUACAGAUUAGAGCUUUUGAUAUUGUGACUGGUGAAUCAGGGACAGCAGCUCUGUCAGUGUUUGUCUUACCACCUGUAGGAGUUCAGUCGCCCUCAGAGGGAUACCGUCCUGGAGAUAUGGCCUUGCUGGGUUUUAUAAUGGCCGCAUUACUGGUUCUCUGCCUCAUCGUGAUUGGGUACCUCAUCUCCCGCCUGAAAAAAGGGAACAGCAACACACUCAAGUUAUCAGAGUGUUUAGGUCCAUGCUUGCAGCGUACCCAGCGCGCUAAUGGACUAAGACCGAGAGACAGUAUGCAGUUUACCAAUGAUUGCUUCCUAAAUGAAGGAGACAUGGCCAGGUGUGCAGGAAGAAGAGGAGAAAGGAGAGACCGAAAGCCAGAAGCUGGAAGAGUAAGGGUGACGGCACGUGAGAGGCAAAGACACUGCCAUUCUUGUGGCAUGAGAGUUCAGUCAAAUCAUGUGCAUCGCAGCAGCCCGGUUGUUCACCCCAAAGCCAAGGGAGCUAAAAGCCAAGUUAAGUCCAUCUUGACGAAAGAGAGAAGAAAGGAGGACAAAAAGACAGUGUGGUUUAAAGAGAGUGAGGAUUCAUCAGACAUUGAGGUAGAGAUAAUUCCUGAUGAUAUAGGAUUUAAACCUGAUGAAGAGGAGAAGGACUCAGACUUAGCUCUAAAGGCUGGUGAUAUGGAACUAGGUGAUCUAAGUAUGCUGAAAACCCAAGACUUUGACAAGCAACAAGAAACCAUUUCUGAUGGUCAAGAACAACAGGAUCCAGAUAACCCAAACCAGUGAUCCUUAAAAGGCUUGGACUCAUAGAGCACAACUUAUUAUGUACACAGCUUUUUAUUUAAUUUUUAAUUAACAUAUUUUUCGAUUUAUUUUAGUGGUUCUCUACUAUGACAUGGAAUAUUUUCAUAAUGUGACACAUGGAAGUGCAAUUCACAAUUUUAUCAUAGUGUAUAAUUAGUUCUGUACAGUAAUAGAUAUCCUGAGCCUCUGGGGUUUUGUCCACAAGUGCAGCCAUUUGGGAUAUAUACAACCCCAAAGCAGGAAAAGGUGGGACAGUAAUGUUCAUACCUGGUUCAAACUGUCUACACUGGUAUAAAAGUCAAAGUAAAUGUGGGAUUUUGUGCAUCAAGAUUUAUAAAUUAAAUAUACAUAGGUAACUUUUAUUCUGUGAAAAUUCACAUUUUGCCUACAGUUGUAGUCUAUAGUUGAUAGAGUAAAAAAAGUUUGAGACUGUAAAAUAACCAAAGUUUAUGUUUUGCAUCAUUGUUAUUAAUCAUUUUAAUAGGGAGGUACUAAACAUAAAUUAAUGGUUAUAUUUGAGAUUUGUGAUAGAUAUUAGUAUAAAGAUUUCUAGAUUGUUUUAUACAAAUUCUUAGGUGCAAAAUAAAGAAUAAAAGUUCUUUAUUUAAAAAUAAAACAAUAAAAAAAACAUGUUUCAACGUUAUUUCAAACAGUAAUUACAGUUGGCAUUUUUACCCACCUUCUGUGCCGUUAACUGACACCGUACCACCCAUACCUUAUCACUAAGGCACUACCUAAUUCAUUAAUAUGCAAUUUUCUGUGAAAUUCAAAAUGUAAGGUUUGUGGUUAGCGAUUUGAUGUUUUUCAUUCGAGUUACUGGUUAAUUUGCAUUAUG
This is a messenger RNA of Trichomycterus rosablanca, 2510 nucleotides long. RefSeq names its product cadherin-related family member 5a (gene cdhr5a). The record is from RefSeq and is a predicted model, not a curated record. NCBI's taxonomy places the organism in Eukaryota, Metazoa, Chordata, Actinopteri, Siluriformes, Trichomycteridae. The coding region runs from base 98 to 1657 and encodes 519 amino acids. Gene Ontology annotation, biological process: homophilic cell-cell adhesion. Gene Ontology annotation, molecular function: calcium ion binding. Gene Ontology annotation, cellular component: plasma membrane. The transcript has 10 exons.